AUGUUUAAGGGAUCUGAUCUGAUUCAUGACUACAGUUGUUCCAAGUGUGAGGAAGAUGACUUAAACACUGAAGCCCAGCACUUUUGUCCACAAUGUGACAAUUAUCUAUGUGAUAAUUGUGUGACAAGGCAUGGGAGCUAUUACAAGAAGCAUACAGUGUUUGGACGUGGAGACAUUCAGAAGUGGGCUGGAUUCUCCAUCGAUAGAUGUGACAAACACGGAGACAAGCUAAAUGUCCACUGUGAUGACCACCAGAAAUUGUGUUGCAGUGUCUGUGUGAACCUCGACCACAGGUUAUGUAGCAAAUUCAGUCACCUGGAUGACCUAGCGAGGGGCUUCCUGAACACAGCAGAAUUUAAGCAGCUGCCAGCAGCAUUUGACAAUAUCAGGAGCAAGCUCGAUCAGCUCAUGAAAGCCGGGGAAAAACAAAUCUCACUGAAGGACUCUUACGGGAAAAUCAUUUCUGAAAUCAAGGCUCACCGUAAAGAGAUAAACAUGAUGUUAGACCAGAUUGAGAAAAAGACUGUUCAACAGUUGGAUAGUUUGAUGAAAGACUUAGAGCAGUGUGUGACAGAUGAAUUGGAAACAUGUGCUAAAAUGAAUAAACACCUCAAAGACAUGGUUGACAAGCUAAAUCAGAUUACUGGCAAUCAGAAGAAGACCAAUUCUAACAUUGGAUUUAGAAAAUGUCAAAUUAAGAUAAAGGAAGUAACCAGUGUGAUGCAAGAAAUACAGAGAAGGAAAGUACGCUGA
Messenger RNA from Mya arenaria, 753 nucleotides. Its product is annotated as transcription intermediary factor 1-alpha-like. The record is from RefSeq and is a predicted model, not a curated record. Lineage: Eukaryota; Metazoa; Mollusca; Bivalvia; Myida; Myidae. The transcript has 3 exons. The coding region runs from base 1 to 753 and encodes 250 amino acids. Gene Ontology annotation, molecular function: zinc ion binding.